AACCAUCCAAUUCAAGACGACCCCAACAAAGACACUCUUUGAAUUAACCAAAAAAAAAAACCAGAGCUGUCUGUCUCUCACUCCUUCCCUUUUUCUCACAAAAUCUUCCAUUUCUCUCUCUCUCUCUCUCUUUUUUUCCCCUUUUUGAUAAUCAGCCGAAACUUCUCACUUCCUUGCCAUUAACACAUUCUUCCAAAUCCCUCCUCUGUGUACGGACAAACCAUGCUUUCCGUAUUGCGAGCCGUUUCCCUUCGCUUAACCGAUAACAACAAUUUCAAAAAUAUUUACCGGUUUUUCUUGGAAACCACCAUGGAAUCUCACGAAAUCGACAACGUCAAGGCCGAGAAAGACCUCGCCAUCAGAAAAUCCCGCCGCGAGCGAAAAUUCAAGUGGUUUCUCGAAGCCUGUGCCGUACUCUUCCUCCUCGCUCACUCAUCUGCCUAUUGGCUUCCCAUCGCCGGCGAAUUCUCCGGCGAUCUUCUCCGCGAGAUCGUCUCCGUCUUCCGAAGCCACCUCUUCGUCUUCGCGCUCUUCAACGCCAUAAUCGUCGCCGUCUAUGCUCUCUCCGGAAAAAUUCAUAUCUCAAACGACGCCGGAUCCGAACAACCGGACUUGUACGACGAGUUCGUCACCAACAGUGAGUCUGUUCGACGAAUUCCAGCCGUCAACGACUCGCCGCCGCCGGAAACCUGUCCGGCCGAGGAGAAAACCGUCUCGUCCGAGAAUGCCGACGCUUCAACUCCUGUCGAGAACCGAAACGACGCGAAGCGGAACCCCAAAAAACCGGAAGUUUCGGAUUGUGAUUGUACGAACAACGAAAAGGCGUUGGUGAAGAGUUAUGAGAGGACUCAAUCGGUGAGGUUUGAACGGAAAAGGAUGGAUCAGUCACAGAGAGAAUUCCGGCGAUCGUACACGGACGUAUAUCGGAAACUGACGUCUUGCGGCGAAGAAGAAGCGAAGAAAUCGAGAAAAGUGAACCAACUGAGCAAUGAGGAAUUCAAUCGCACCAUUGAAGCUUUCAUCGCUGCUCAAAAAUGGAUUCAGAGAGAAGAGUACAAGGAAGAGCGAAAAACAGAGCGUUAUAUGGCUCUCACUGUCUGUCAGUGAAAAACUGAGUAAAUACACUAAUCCAUAGUUAUUAUAUGUUAAUCA
Molecule: messenger RNA, 1152 nt
Organism: Morus notabilis
Lineage: Eukaryota; Viridiplantae; Streptophyta; Magnoliopsida; Rosales; Moraceae
Exons: 1
Coding region: 223-1107 (294 amino acids)
Source: RefSeq, a predicted model, not a curated record